This is a messenger RNA of Penicillium daleae, 303 nucleotides long. RefSeq names its product U6 snRNA-associated Sm-like protein LSm8. The coding region runs from base 1 to 303 and encodes 100 amino acids. Gene Ontology annotation, molecular function: RNA binding. NCBI's taxonomy places the organism in Eukaryota, Fungi, Ascomycota, Eurotiomycetes, Eurotiales, Aspergillaceae. The transcript is spliced from 2 exons. The record is from RefSeq and is a predicted model, not a curated record. Gene Ontology annotation, cellular component: precatalytic spliceosome; U4/U6 x U5 tri-snRNP complex; U6 snRNP. Gene Ontology annotation, biological process: mRNA splicing, via spliceosome.
AUGUCUCUCCCUCUGAUGUCCCUCAUUAAUAAAAAAGUCCUCAUCCUCACCGUGGACGGCCGCACACUCCUCGGCACCCUCCUCUCCACCGAUCAACUCACCAACAUCGUUCUCACCAACACGGUCGAGCGCAUCAUCCGCACCCCAGACGACGACGAGCCCUCAGCGCAGGUCGAGCACGGCUUGUACCUUAUUCGGGGUGAUAAUGUGGUAGUCUGUGGCGAGGUAGAUGAGAAGAUCGAUGCGGAUAUCGACUGGUCAAAGGUUAAAGGACAGGUUAUUCGGGAUACGAAGAAUGCAUGA